AUGACCGAGUCCGCAGUCGUCACGCACACCGGGAACAACACUCUCAAAGACGGAUGGUUCUCGGAAAUCUCCCCGGAAAUGUGGCCUGGACAAGCGAACUCGCUCGAGAUUCAGGAAAAACUGUACGACGCACAAAGCGAGUUUCAACACGUGCAAGUGUUCAAAACGUCCACGUACGGGAACUUACUCGUUUUGGACGGGUGCAUACAAGCGACGGAACGAGACGAGUUCGCGUAUCAGGAGAUGAUUGCACACUUACCUUUGUGCGCGAUUUCGCGGGAACCGAAACGGGUGUUGAUAAUCGGCGGCGGCGACGGCGGCGCGCUGAGAGAGGUGACGAGGCACCAGUACGUGGAGCGGGUGGAGAUGGCGGAGAUUGAUGGGAUGGUUCCGGAAGUGAGCAAGAAGUUUAUGCCGUACAUGGCGCGAGGGUUUGAGGACGAACGGGCGACGGUGAUGAUUUGCGACGGGGUGAAGUUUGUGGAGUCGUGCGAGGAAGGGACGUACGAUUGCGUCAUCGUGGACAGUUCCGAUCCGAUUGGGCCGGCGAGCGUGUUGUUUGAGGAGAGGUUUUUUAGAAGCGUGUUUAAAGCGUUGAAACCUGGAGGAGUGGUGUGCACGCAAGGCGAGUGUUUGUGGUUGCACGGAGAGUUGAUUGGGGAUACGUUGGAGAUGUGUAAGAAGGUGUUCGUCGGAGGCAGCGUGAGCUACGCGUAUUGCACGAUACCGACGUAUCCGAGCGGACAAAUUGGGUUCGUGUUAGCUUCGAAGCCCGAGGUAGAUGGGAAGACGGUCACGUUCGAACGGCCCAGUCGAGAAGCGCCGAAAACGAAAGAAGGCUCAACGCUGAAGCCUCUGAAAUAUUACAACUCGGCUAUUCACUCGGCAGCUUUCGUGCUUCCUGAAUUCGCUCGCCAAAUCGUCGAGCCGCAUCUCGUGCCGGGAAACGAUGCCGCCGCUUGA
Bathycoccus prasinos is the source of this 963-nucleotide messenger RNA. RefSeq names its product spermidine synthase. Gene Ontology annotation, cellular component: cytosol. Lineage: Eukaryota; Viridiplantae; Chlorophyta; Mamiellophyceae; Mamiellales; Bathycoccaceae. The transcript is spliced from 2 exons. The record is from RefSeq and is a predicted model, not a curated record. Gene Ontology annotation, biological process: spermidine biosynthetic process. Bases 1 to 963 code for a protein of 320 amino acids. Gene Ontology annotation, molecular function: spermidine synthase activity.